GGAUACAACACACACACACACACACACACACACACACACACACACACACACACACACACACACACACACACACACACACACACACGGGAGCUGUGCUGUGCUGUUCUGUUAUCCUGCUGUUCUACCCGUUUGGGCAGUAGGCUUGGGCGUAAUCUACAAAAAAAAGCGUGCAAUGGAAACUCGUAGACUUGUCGAAGAUUUCCCGCAAAGCAAUGCAUCAGAUGACUCACACUCUGAAGAUAGACUCGAGGUGUAUGUCAAUAGUCUCCAGAGACGCCCCGUUGACUCGGAGACAACACACUCUGAACUCCUUAGCAGCGACCCAAGGCAUCCGAUGACUGAAAUUGGCCCACGUCCAUUCGACAUGGACCACUUGGGUUGGCUGUUUGAUAAAUGCAUCCAGGAGGUGCGUGGCCUGGAGGCGCAGAGGGACGAGCUCAUACGGGAACUUCUCCGUUUGCACGCUCCCAAGCUGCAAGCGGUGGCGCACUUGAGAAGAAAGGUUGAGGAGGCGCGCAAAACGCUCACCCUAGUGCAGCUGGAUCAUAUUGGUGUUUGCGAGGACGUGCAACAGGUUAAGAAGAGGCUGUUAAGGGCGGCAAGAGGCUGCAUCCAGAGCCAGGUCACACUAGCAGCACAGAAGUACGAUGUGGCUCAGUCCUCAAUCACGCAAGAUGAACUCAAGGCUCAGAUCCCACGGCUGACCCAGGAGCUGUCAGAGCUUCAGGAGGCUCACCGGCACAAGCUGAGCUGCCUGCGGGAUGAGGCCAGAAAGCCUUCCCGUGGUCUGGCGCGGUCCCUCAGUGACGUCAGCCACUGCCGCCGGGCGUCUCUCAGCCUGCAGCGGCGGCUGAGCGGCAGCAUGAGGUCGCUGGAGGGCUGGUACGAGCCUCGGCUCAUGGCCUUGCUCCGGAGGAGGCAGGCUGGAGAGGAGGCCCUGAGGAAGAGCAAAGAGCUGGGGCAGGAUCUGAGUGUCCGGCUGGGACCCCUGGAGCAGGACGUCCAGAGGCUGGAGCUGCAGAGAGCUUGUUUGGAGGACAGGAUGGUCCUGAUGGAAAGGGACAGGCGGGACUGCAAGGCUCAGUACGAGGAGACAGUGGACAUGUUGGAGGAGACCCUGAGAGACCUGAAGGUCGAAUUUGAGAUUCAGAGAAAGUCCACCACACACCUACAGAAUCUUAAGGACGGGCUUUUAAGAGAGCUGGCCGGCUUCAGAGGCUGCAAUGAUGCCAGAGAAUCGACGGCAGAAGAUGACACAUGAAUGAUUACCUCCACUUAAUACUAAAUAGUAUUCAUAACGGAUUUGUGCUGACAGACGGAGAGAAUAUUUGAAAUAUAUUUUUAUUAUGAGAACACUUGGAAAGUUCAUGAUAGGACGAGACACUACAUAGAGAAAAUGUAUAAAGCAAGCACUUACUCUACACAAACAAGAAAAAUAUGAAAAUGUAUGUACACUUUUUUUAUAUAUAUAGAAAAGGUAAGUUGUCUGACAUAAAACAGAAAGAAUGUAUAUAUUAAAAACCCUCGCAUAUCAAAUCUUGGAAUGUCAAACAAUUCGGAGGAGUAAGACAAUGUUUACAAGAGCAAUAUUGUCGACUUUGUAAAAAUGCUAAAGAAAACGAUUGACUUCAUAAAUAUGCAAUGCCAUUAUCCACAAUACAAGACAAUGACAAAACAACCUUCAAUAAUGACUGAUGAUUAGUAACAAUGUAUCAUUAACCAAAUAUCGAUAGUCGACCAAAGUAGAAAGGGUUAGGGCGGGCAGAGGGGGUCCGCUCAAGGCUGGGGGUCCACGUCUGCCGCUCCUUCGGGGUCCUCAUCGUUGUAGAUGUUCUCAGCCUGAGGGGCACACACAUUGAAGAUGAUGCCGAUCGCAAUAUCCAUUCAGAUCUAUAGCGAUGGUUGCAGUUACGACGGAACUUACAAUAAAAGGUAUGCAUAUGAAUCUGUGCACAUGUCGAUGAAAUAUGUGCAUUUAAAUAAAUAGUCGUAGAAUAAUGUCUUACCAUC
Molecule: messenger RNA, 2010 nt
Organism: Gadus macrocephalus (Pacific cod)
Lineage: Eukaryota; Metazoa; Chordata; Actinopteri; Gadiformes; Gadidae
Product: syncoilin-like
Exons: 5
Coding region: 173-1261 (362 amino acids)
Cellular component (GO): intermediate filament
Source: RefSeq, a predicted model, not a curated record